Molecule: messenger RNA, 1029 nt
Organism: Mesocricetus auratus (golden hamster)
Lineage: Eukaryota; Metazoa; Chordata; Mammalia; Rodentia; Cricetidae
Gene: Psmg1
Product: proteasome assembly chaperone 1
Exons: 7
Coding region: 47-916 (289 amino acids)
Biological process (GO): proteasome core complex assembly
Cellular component (GO): endoplasmic reticulum
Molecular function (GO): proteasome binding
Source: RefSeq, a predicted model, not a curated record
GGGACGGGCGCGCAGGCGCCGUCUGGCGGCGCGGUGCCGAGGCGCCAUGGCGGCCACGUUCUUCGGUGAGGUGGUGAAGGCGCCCUGCCGAGCCGGGACCGAGGAGGAGGAAGAGGAGGAAGAGCAGGACAGGCGGGACACGCCGGAGGACCGGGAGGUCCGGCGGCAGCUGGCGCGGAAGAGGGAGGUGCGGCUUCUUCAAAGACAGACAAAAACCUCUCUGGAGGUUGCACUGCUGGAAAAGCAGUCCUGCUCCAAGUUCAUAAUUGCAGUAGGAAGUAACGCAUCAGCAUUUUUGUCGUCCUUUGUUAUGACUUCAGGAGUCUGGAAAGAGGUCGGCUGUGCUAAGCUCUGGAAUGAAUGGUGCAGAACAACAGACACUGUCCAUCUGUCCCCCACAGAUGCUUUCUGUGUGUUUUAUCAGCUGAAAUCGGAUCCCUCGGUCUUUCUGUGUCAGUGUAGUUGCUACAUCGCUGAAGACCAACAGUUCCAGUGGCUGGAAAAGGUCUUUGGCUCCCGACCCAGGAGGAACAUGCAGGUAACGGUUCUCACGUGCCGACACGUCACAGAGUAUAAAACCUCUGAGUCUACCUGCAGCCUUCCUUCUCCUUUCCUGAGAGCCCUAAAAACUCAGAAGUUCAAGGACCCUGUCUGCUGCCCCCUGCUGGAACAGCCGAACAUUGUGCAUGACCUGCCUGCAGCAGUUCUGAGCUACUGCCAAGUGUGGAAAAUCCCGGCGGUUCUGUAUCUGUGCUACACGGAUGUGAUGAAGUUGGACCUGGUCACCGUGGAAGCUUUUAAGCCUGUGCUGUCUUCCAGCAGCUUGGAGUGCUUGGUGAAGAACGUUCCCGAAAGCACAGAAAUACUGAAGAAACUGAUGACAACAAAUGAGAUUCAGAGCAACAUUUACACGUGACCGCAAGGUGAUGAGGCUUGACCGCAACCUGACCGUUCCAGGGGCAGCCACUACUGUUUUGUACUUAACUCUGGGUAGGGGGUGUGAUAAACACAAUAAAAAUUUAAAAACAA